AUGGAGCUGCUGUCGCCGCCGCUGCGCGACGUGGACUUGACGGGUCCUGAUGGCUCUCUCUGCUCUUUUGCCGCAGCCGACGACUUCUAUGAUGACCCGUGUUUCGACUCCCCAGACCUGCGCUUCUUCGAGGACCUGGACCCGCGCCUCGUGCACGUGGGCGCGCUCCUGAAGCCCGAGGAGCACUCGCACUUCCCCGCGGCCGUGCACCCAACCCCCGGCGCGCGCGAGGACGAGCAUGUGCGCGCGCCCAGCGGGCACCACCAGGCGGGCCGCUGCCUACUGUGGGCCUGCAAAGCUUGCAAACGCAAGACCACCAACGCCGACCGCCGCAAGGCCGCCACCAUGCGCGAGCGGCGCCGUCUGAGCAAAGUCAACGAGGCCUUCGAGACGCUCAAACGCUGCACGUCGAGCAACCCGAACCAGAGGUUGCCCAAGGUGGAGAUCCUGCGCAACGCCAUACGCUACAUUGAGGGCCUACAGGCGCUGCUGCGCGACCAGGACGCCGCGCCCCCUGGCGCCGCCGCCGCCUUCUAUGCGCCAGGCCCGCUGCCCCCCGGCCGCGGUGGCGAGCACUACAGCGGCGAUUCCGAUGCGUCCAGCCCGCGCUCCAACUGCUCCGACGGCAUGAUGGACUACAGCGGCCCCCCGAGCGGCGCCCGGCAGCGGAACUGCUACGACGGCGCCUACUACAGCGAGGCGCCCAGCGAAGCCAGGCCCGGGAAGAACACGGCGGUGUCGAGCCUCGACUGCCUGUCCAGCAUCGUGGAGCGCAUCUCCACCGAGAGCCCCGCGGCACCCGCGCUUCUGCUGACUGACGCGCCGCCGGGGUCGCCACCCGGCCAGCCAGAGGCUGCCGCCCCGAGCGAGGGCGACCUCAGCGUCCCCACCCCAUCCCCCGACGGCGUCCCGCAGUGCCCCGCCGGUGCACACCCCAACCGGAUCUACCAGGUGCUCUGA
Molecule: messenger RNA, 960 nt
Organism: Loxodonta africana (African savanna elephant)
Lineage: Eukaryota; Metazoa; Chordata; Mammalia; Proboscidea; Elephantidae
Gene: MYOD1
Product: myogenic differentiation 1
Exons: 3
Coding region: 1-960 (319 amino acids)
Biological process (GO): skeletal muscle cell differentiation; positive regulation of myoblast differentiation; regulation of transcription by RNA polymerase II
Molecular function (GO): DNA-binding transcription factor activity, RNA polymerase II-specific; protein dimerization activity; RNA polymerase II cis-regulatory region sequence-specific DNA binding
Source: RefSeq, a predicted model, not a curated record